GGAAAAACACUAAAGGGGUAGCUAUGGAGAUGGAGCGUUUUCCUGGCUGCUUUCUUUGACAGGUGUUGAGUGGGGCAAAAGUCUUAAAACAGAAUUCAGCAUGUACGCCAAAGGUAAAGGAGCUGUCGUCCCUUCCGAUAGCCAAGCGAGAGAAAAGUUAGCUUUAUACGUCUAUGAGUAUUUACUGCAUGUUGGCGCACAGAAAUCCGCACAGACUUUCCUGUCAGAGAUCCGAUGGGAGAAGAAUAUCACACUUGGGGAACCGCCAGGAUUUUUACACUCAUGGUGGUGUGUAUUCUGGGAUCUGUACUGCGCCGCCCCGGACCGGCGGGAGACAUGCGAACAUUCCAGCGAGGCCAAGGCUUUCCAUGACUAUAGUGCGGCUGCUGCUCCCAGUCCAGUGAUGGGCAACAUGCCACCCAAUGAUGGCAUGCCAGGAGGACCCAUGCCCCCUGGCUUCUUUCAAGGUCCUCCAGGAUCUCAGCCUUCCCCUCACACACAGCCCCCGCCUCACAACCCCAGCAAUCCCAUGAUGGGACCCCAUGGACAGCCAUUCAUGUCUCCACGGUACCCAGGUGGCCCCAGACCCUCCCUCCGAAUGCCAAACCAGCCUCCUGGGAGCAUCCCAGGUUCUCAGCCCCUCCUUCCAAACAGCCUAGACCCCACUAGACCUCAAGGACAUCCAAACAUGGGAGGUCCAAUGAGAAUGAAUCCCCCACGAGGAAUGGGAGGCAUGGGCCCACAGAACUACGGCGGAGGGAUGAGGCCUCCUCCAAACUCCAUGGGACCGGGGAUGCCAGGGAUGAACAUGGGUCCUGGUGGAAGAGGUCCGUGGCCAAACCCCAACAAUAAUUCAAUAGCCUAUUCAUCCUCAUCUCCAGGAAACUAUGUGGGCCCCCCUGGGGGAGGUGGACCUCCAGGAACUCCAAUCAUGCCCAGUCCUGGAGAUUCCACAAAUUCAAGCGAAAACAUCUACACAAUGAUGAACCCUAUUGGUCCAGGUGGAAACAGACCGAGUUUUCCAAUGGGACCAGGUCCGGAUGGACCCAUGGGUGGAAUGGGAGCUAUGGAGCAGCAUCAUAUGAAUGGAUCACUUGGCUCAGGUGACAUGGAUGGGUUGCCAAAGAAUUCGCCUAACAAUAUGGCGGGCAUGAACAAUCCCCCCGGCACUCCGCGGGAUGACGGCGAGAUGGCAGGCAACUUUUUAAACCCAUUCCAAAGUGAAAGUUAUUCACCCAACAUGACGAUGACCCCUGGGGAUUCCCCUGGAAAGCAGGACUUCCCUUCGGGCCCCACAUCCCACUGCCUGUAAAAUGGGUGUGAGAGCCUGAAAGGGUCUCCAAACAGCAGGAAGGACCUUCUCUGUUUAUCUACUGCAUUGAGAGCCUGCCUCUCCUUCAGCAAGAACCUUCUCAUGUAGGCCACCCAGGAUUGCACUCUUCAUUAAGCUUUUGCCCUCCCAGAUGCCACCAUCACACCAUGCAGAUUAUAAAUGCGGGGGACUUUGCAGCUGUUGACUCACAUGGGACUUUUCGAAAACUCUUUUCCUAUGGCAGACAUUUCAAAAGGAUGAACUGGCAAUGUGAUGUCAGGACAAGUUUCAUUUAAUAUUUGUUUUGUUUUUGGGUGAUAAUAUUCUAAUUUUAAUAACUGCUACCAUCCAGCUAAUGCAGGUAUGAUUUUCCUGUUAAAGGGCACAUUGUAUCUCAGCAGCAGCACCAAUGAAAACAAUGGAAGCACACACCUGAGGAAUGCACAAUGAUUUUCUGUUUACAUGUUAUGAUGUUGUCUGUUGUUUGUUUUUGUCUCAUUGUGUGGCUCUCCAUAAAACUGCAUUUCAAGGUACAGUGUGCCUUCCAGAUGGUCUUCAUGGACAGGCAAUCGGCUGUCAUCUGAUGAAGAUGUGGUUGAAAGAAGAGAGCUACUUGUUCUGGUACAGGUUGCUUGCUGGUGCACAUGGAUGAUCAUCUGUCUUGUCUUAAAAAAAACACCCCUCAAACAACUGUGUUUCACUUGCUGGAGAGUAGCUGAGCUGGGAUGCACUGACAGUCCGGACGGGAACUGUUUCGGAUAACUCAAUAACAAAGCAGGACAGCAGUUUGUGGAUCCUAGAUUUCUUCUACUCUAUAAAUAACAACAGGUUUCGGCUUGUGACGUGCUUGUCUUCUUGUUAUUUACAAGUUGUUAGUGAAUCCUUAGAUCUGGUUAGUUUCUCUCUCUCUCUCUCUCUCUGUCUUCUGGACACCUAUGUGGCUACGUUUUCAUCUGGGAUUUAAUCAAAGAUCUUGUCAGUGUCAGAUUUUUGGACUGGUGGAUCACUUUAAACCUUGUAAUACACUCACAAAGCCUAUCUUGCUUUGAAUUAGCAGGUAUAAGAUUCUCAGGGUAUGAUAACUAUUGUUAAAAUCCUGCAGCGUCACAAUGUUAACACCAAAAUAUUAAAACAAAACUGUUUAGCAUGAUGUCAUUGCUUUAAUUCAAAACUGAAAAGCAACAGUUAUUUCUACUGCUGCUAAAAUAUAAGCUGUUAGUUAUUCCCCUUAUAUAAAGUUAUUUGUAGUAUUUAAGCAUUGUUAUUGGGAUUUCAUUUAAUCAAAAAUAUAGAAUAAACAGGUCUUAUUUUGCAGAACAUAAUAGCUUUUAUUUCUUCCGGCUCUUUAUAUAGGUAUAGCAACCAAUAAUUUCAUAACAGCUAGAUCUGACCAUAUUUAAUGUAAUAAAACCAAUAAUAUAAAAAGCUGGAAUCUUGUUAAAAAGACCAUAGCAACAGUAAAAAUGUUGCUAUUUAAUUCUGACAUUUUCAAAAGCUUAACUUUUUAAAACCUCGGUAUACCUUGAUACAGUCAACUGGUCCAUGCCAAUCAUUCAAUCGGAUGAACCCCUUUUAGACAAUGCAGAUUAAAUGUUCACUGAACCAGCUCCUUUGGCCAGAUCCUUCGAUUUGUGGUGAUGGACUCCCUCAGAUGAUGCACCUUGAAUUUUGCAGAUGUAGCCAUACCGGUCUAAAGAAGAGGAACAACCAUAGGAAACUCUGAAAAUGAUUGUUUAUUUUCAGUUGCCUGCUUUCAUUUUUUCUUUUCUUUUUAAUGUAUGUGGCAGAAAUUGCAGCCCAUCUAAUCUUUACUCAAUGUUAAACAUGGUUACAUAUCAAACUAUUUAGGCCUUUUCCUAUAUGUUCUGUUGCUCCAAUCAAAAUGUCUCUUCAUCAUUCACAACAGACAAUGAGCAAUCAACAGCUGGAGCCCCUGUGGGUGAUAGUGACAUAUUUAUGUUUCCUGAUAUCAGUGUAAACAGGGAUAUUUCCAGAAUUUGGCAAUCACUGGCCUGGGAAUCAGUCUGCCCUUCCUUUAGAUUUAGCGACACACUUCCUUCUUUCCUCUUCCUCCCACAACAACCCUUCUUUCAUUUUCUUUAUUAUUAUUUUUUUGUAAAUACUGUAAAAUGCAUUUUGAUAUCAUUGACAUGUUUUUGAUAUGUCAGUCACUACCAAUGAAUACAGCUGAAAGUAAAUUAUAAAUAAAACUGUUCAUGUUUUUUCAUAGAGAAAAAGAUGCGCUAACCCAACCAUUUGGCUCACGUGGCUAAGUUUAUAAGAUACUGUAAAGUGACUGAAUGUGUAAAUGACAGCAACCUGGUGAAGGUGUGGUAAGGGAGGACAGGACAGAAAGAGGACAGGAUGGAGAGAUGCAAAACGAGCCGAGGCGUCCUUCGCUCUGCCCCUUUACUUAUUUUCUUAUUUCAGUCUAAUGUAACUGUUGGCUUUGAAAUAGAAAAAUCCUGUGCCUAAGUUUUCCAAAGGGCAUCUUCUGACAAAAGACAUGUGACUUCAUGUUGCAGUAAUAUGAAUGAUUUCUAUCAAAAAAAGGAUAUCAUGAUUAUAAAUUAAGAGUAAAUCAAAAUCAGAAAUAUAGGAAAACUGUGUUCUUUGCUAUUCACUCCUGUUAUAGCAUUGUAUAGUUGAAAGCUCUGUCACUGAUCCUCUCUCGGUCCUCUGUGUAUAUUGAUCGUUGGCCAUCUCUGUACUUCUAUUGUGAUGUAUAAUACUGUACCAUUAGGAAGAUUUGCUGGUCGGGUGGGCUGGUUGUUUUACUCGGGGAGAGUUUGGAUUGAACCAUUCAUGGUCCUCUCAGAUGACGCGGCAGUAUUCAAUAUGAAGCAGUCUGUCUCUUGGGUUUGCUUUGUAUUUUAUGGUAGGAUAGUUGAGAAUCUUGUCUUAGGGACUUAGGUGUCUUGUGUAGGUAAUAAAGAUGUUCUUUGUAUGUUUCUUUAUAUUGUAAAGUUUCUUUAGACUGAAAGAAAAACAUAAUUUGCUUAUAAAAAAGAAACAAUGCAUCAAUAAUAAAUGUAAUUUGAUUUUU
Girardinichthys multiradiatus is the source of this 4358-nucleotide messenger RNA. RefSeq names its product single stranded DNA binding protein 4 (gene ssbp4). The transcript has 18 exons. The coding region runs from base 101 to 1312 and encodes 403 amino acids. Gene Ontology annotation, molecular function: single-stranded DNA binding; protein binding. Gene Ontology annotation, cellular component: nucleus. NCBI's taxonomy places the organism in Eukaryota, Metazoa, Chordata, Actinopteri, Cyprinodontiformes, Goodeidae. Gene Ontology annotation, biological process: positive regulation of transcription by RNA polymerase II. The record is from RefSeq and is a predicted model, not a curated record.